AUGUACAUAGAUAUUCCUACUUGUUCGUCGUACUCGAAAUCUAAAACUGCUCUUAUAAAGUGGAAGUGCCCGAUGAAUACGGCUCGGUCAAUUUUACAAUUAGCACAUUGUGAUAGGAAGAAUUUCAAUGAUCAAAUCAGGAAAUAUUAUGGAGUACCAGCUGAUGAGGAAUUCGUCAUAAGGAUUCGUCUGCCCCAGGCACCUACUGAACAUAUCGAUUAUAAAUGGGAAAAGCGUAUGUUAUGUCUAUUCAUGAAGUACUUCGAACUUGAACAUUUGAUGUGGAGAAUGUCAACACUUGGCGGUGCUUGUUCAGCGAUGGCUGACUAUGAUCUCUCUUUUGCUAAACGAGCUGGCUCGAUCUCUGAGAAGCAAAUGCAAAUCGCGGCCGAACUGGAUGAUCAAACUUUGUUGUCACGCUGUCAUCUAUAUAUAGCUCUGAGUGAAGCUCAGCAAGCUAAUUUUGCUCGUGCUAGGAAAAUCGUGAGUGUAAUAUACGCAUGGUCACGAUGGACAAAGAACGAAUUCGUUGAACAUUGCUGUCGAGGUGUGCUGGCAAAAAUUAAAUCGAUCGAACGAUUUGGAACCAAAGCUCUUCGAGAAGACUCACAUGCAUUGCGAUCGGUACGGGAAUAA
Messenger RNA from Ostertagia ostertagi, 636 nucleotides. The record is from the annotation of a GenBank genome assembly. NCBI's taxonomy places the organism in Eukaryota, Metazoa, Nematoda, Chromadorea, Rhabditida, Trichostrongylidae.